Papaver somniferum (opium poppy) is the source of this 1409-nucleotide messenger RNA. RefSeq names its product mitochondrial metalloendopeptidase OMA1-like. The record is from RefSeq and is a predicted model, not a curated record. Gene Ontology annotation, molecular function: metalloendopeptidase activity. The coding region runs from base 1 to 1338 and encodes 445 amino acids. The transcript has 4 exons. Gene Ontology annotation, cellular component: membrane. NCBI's taxonomy places the organism in Eukaryota, Viridiplantae, Streptophyta, Magnoliopsida, Ranunculales, Papaveraceae.
AUGAAAGAACCAACAACUAAGGAUGUGCAAUGGACGGACGAUUGCGAAUUAGGGGUCACCCGCGUCCAAACCGUCAAAAUUGCGGAUAUGGAAAAUCCAACCGUGUCCGAUCCAAUCACCCGCAAAUUUGACAUCUACGGAUCCGCAGAUAAUACGGACCGGAUACGGAUUAACCGCGGAUCUAAGCAUCAGUUGAAGCAACAAUGUGUUUCUGUGAAUUCACCAUCAACUACUAAUACCUGGAGAGUUUCUUGGCAUUCAAAGUUUACUUCUUUUCACGUAUUUGGAAAACAAACUCAUCAAGGUGCACAUCAAAAUUUCAUUCCCCUUAGUCCCAGAAAUAGACUGAUUAGAUUUUUGGUUAUUGGUGGAGUAGUUAUUACUGUAUGGGGAUUAGAAAGAAUUCCUUAUUCAAAAAGAUUUCAUUUAAUUCUUGUAUCAAUAGAUUUGGAAAGAGAAAUUGGAGAACGCAGGUUUAAUGAUCUAAUGAAAACUUAUGAAGGGAAAAUUCUUCCUGAAACACAUCCGGAAAGUGUCAGGGUUAGAUCAAUAGGCACUGAGAUAAUUGAAUCUUUACUAAGGGGAUUAAGGUAUGGGAAAGUAGGGAGUGGUCUUGGAUACAACAACCAAGUUCAGGAUGAUAUGAGGAGGGUGAAAAAAAGUAGAGAAAAAGGUUUUAGAGUUGCUACUUAUCAUUUGGAAGGACUAAAUUGGGAGAUUUUGGUUGUUGAUAAACCAGAGGUUAAUGCCCUAUGUAUCCCCGGUGGAAAGAUUGUUGUUUUCACUGGUUUGCUUGAUGCUUUUAGAACAGAUGCUGAGAUAGCUACAAUAAUCGCACAUGAGGUUGGGCAUCUUGUGGCAAGACAUAAAGCAGAAUUCAUCUCACAGAUUAUGUGGCUUAUAAUUCUGAAACUAGUUCUGGACCCGUUCGUUGCCAUUAGUGAUAAGAUGACUAAACAAAUAAUUGAGGCAUGUAAAUAUCUCUAUCUGCUGCCUUCCUCUCGAAGGAAUGAAAUGGAGGCAGACUGUAUUGGGUUACUCUUGCUUGCCUCAGCUGGAUACGAUCCUCGGAUGGCGCCCCAAGUGUAUGAGAAGCUUGGGGAUUUUAGUGGAGAUUCACCAUUAGAUGAUAUUCUUGCUACACAUCCAUCUGGAAAAAAGAGAGCAGAAGUACUGUCCCGAGCCAGAGUUAUGGGAGAAGCCCACAUUUUAGUUUCUCUGAAUAAAUACAUAGUUUCAAUCUCUAUAACAGAAUACCCACAUUUUAGUUUCUCUGAAGAUGUUAAGGAAUCAAGGUCAGGCAUCCUUUUGGAGAUGUUAAGAAUGUGGGUUAUAUAAAUACAUAGUUUCAAUCUCUAUAACAGAAUACUCACAUUUUAGUUUCUCUGAAUCACACAAAAUUUGGUCGA